Adineta ricciae is the source of this 1359-nucleotide messenger RNA. The record is from the annotation of a GenBank genome assembly. Lineage: Eukaryota; Metazoa; Rotifera; Eurotatoria; Adinetida; Adinetidae.
AUGAUUGGUUAUUAUUCAAUAUACGUAGCUAUUAUUGCUCUUGUCCUUCAAAUCAGUGGAUUUCCAACUGGAAACAAAACUUAUUCUAAACUGAAGAGACCCAUUGGGAAUCCGCAAUUAAUCGAAGGUGAUAUGCUUUUUCAUCCUGCACUUCAAUCAGUGCCCCGUGGAGUAGCAGUUCGUGACACUGGAGUUAUUUGGACAAAUGGAAUUAUUCCAUACCAAAUCGAUCCCAAUUACACACCUGAGCGACAAGCACUCAUUGUCAAUACCAUGCGAAAAAUGGAACGUCUCGUUGCUAUCAACAAUGUUGUUUGUAUCCAGUUUCGACCGAAACAGUCAUCUGAUCGUUAUUUUAUUGAAAUAGUUGAUGGAUUGGGUUGUUCAUCAUAUGUCGGACAAAGUAUUCACGAGAUGUCGUCGCAUAUAGUAACGCUGAACUCGUCUAGCUGUUUUAUGGAAGGGAUGAUUAUUCAUGAGUUAUUACAUACAUUGGGUAGAAUAUUGCUUUUAAACAACAUGAUAAUAACGCGUGCAUUGCUAGGUUUCUAUCAUGAACAAUCAAGACCGGAUCGUGACAAUUACAUUCGAGUUCUCUAUGGAAAUAUACUCACAGAUGAACAGAGGAAUUUUGAAAAAUACGACAAUAAGUUUCUGAAUACUUUCAAUACAUCAUAUGAUUAUUCAUCUAUAAUGCAUUAUGGACGUUAUGUUUUCUCUUCGAACGAUCUUCCCACCAUCGAACCACUACAAGCGAAUGUUAUCAUUGGUCAACGCAAUAAUAUGAGUUCAACUGAUAUUCUUGAAGUUCGAUUAUUAUACAACUGCUCAGCUAUUGGUGUGACACUACCUGAGAUUAAUAUUACAACAGCACGACCUGGUACAACCCUUCCCAGCCCUGUCGUUUCAAGCUAUUCAAAUGCGUUAACACGCCAUUCUUUGAUGUACAAUCGAGAUGACGUUAUGAAUAAAUAUUACUAUGAUGCAGUUAAUAUAAAUGUACCUGUCACCGGUACCUAUCAUUUCAAAUGCAUUAGCAAUAUUGAUACUUUCGGUUAUCUCUAUAUGAAUGAGUUCGAUCCAGAAUAUAUUUCGAAUAAUCUUAUUAAUAAAAAUGAUGACGAUGGAAAAAAUGCGCAAUUCCUAAUUUCACAUACGUUGUACUCGUCUGUGACUUAUAUCCUGAUUAGUACCACAUCUAACCCUUAUACAACCGGCUCUUUCGCAAUCGAAGCAGUUGGACCAGCUGCAGUUAAUUUUAAUACGAUACGGAUUAGUUCAUCGUACAAUCGACUCGUAUAUUCAUGGUUAUUUACAACUACAUUCGUAUUAAUCAACUUUAAUGCGGCCAGAUGGUGA